UUAUCAAAUUGUUAAAAAAAAAUAAAAACACGAACUAAUUACUUAGAGUUUGGUGUAACUAUUGAUUAAUAACAGGAAUUAUUAACUUAAUUAUGGUUUAUUAUUUAUGUUUUAGUCAAUAGUCACUAGUCAGUGUCAAAAAUUAAAGCUAAUUUAAAUUAGUUGAUAUUAAUUUUUAAAUGGACAACUAACAAGUAUCAGAUAAGCGUAGAUACAUUAUGUCCGCAUUCUCAGAAAGUUUGUGAGCUUUUUUAAAAGUGUAAUUUUGGUUAUAAAUAAGUUUAAGGUACCUAACGUAUUGAACAAUGCUUCCAGGACGUGGAGUAGGUUGUUUGCCGGAUAAUCCUUUGGGUCUUUCUUGGCAUGAUAGUAAUUGGAUUCCGAUGCUCAACUCUAAUAACAUACUAGACUACUUCUCGGAACGUAGUAAUCCAUUCUACGAUCGAAGUUGUAAUAAUGAAGCUAUUAAAAUGCAACGGCUCAGUAUGGAUCAACUGAGUAAUAUGAUUGGACUGGAGUAUUGUCUCCUUCAUGUGCAAGAACCAAUUUUGUACGUAGUACGUAAACAACACAGACAUUCUCCAACACAUUCUACACCAAUUGCUGAUUUUUACAUUGUUGCUGGAAUAGUUUAUCAAGCACCAGAUCUUCUUUCAAUUAUUAACUCUCACAUGAUGUCUUCGGCGUACCAUUUAGAAACUGCAUUUGAAGAACUAAACUCAUUAGCUAGAUUUCAUCCAUCUAAAGGUUAUUCAUGGGAAAAUCGUAGACCUGGUCAGCCUACUGGUCCUGUAACUGCUCCUCCUCCAUCUCCAGUUAAGGUUACCGGCAAGAGAGACAUUGAAGAAGCUAGUUCCCAAUUUCAAAGAUUACGAGUAGAUAUGUUGUUAGUCGAAUUAACAAGAAAGUUUCCUUUACCUUUACCUCAACCUCUUGCUGCAACACCUCAAAAUACUAUAAAUAAUCAACAAACAAAUGAAGUAAUUAAAAAAGAAGUGAAACAAGAAAUAAAACAGGAAAUGAUUCAAGACAUAAAUAUUAAACAAGAAUCUCAACCUACUAACUCGUUAUCACCAUCAAUGAGACCACCUCCAGAAAAAAAGUUUAAGCCCGCAUAAUGCAUUUAUUAUGUAUAACAUAUAUAUAUGUAUUAUUUAUGUACAUAAUCUGCAUUUUAUAUUCAGAUUAAAGUGAACAUAUAAAGUA
Molecule: messenger RNA, 1206 nt
Organism: Myzus persicae (green peach aphid)
Lineage: Eukaryota; Metazoa; Arthropoda; Insecta; Hemiptera; Aphididae
Gene: MED6
Product: mediator of RNA polymerase II transcription subunit 6
Exons: 6
Coding region: 306-1118 (270 amino acids)
Biological process (GO): regulation of transcription by RNA polymerase II
Cellular component (GO): mediator complex; core mediator complex
Molecular function (GO): transcription coactivator activity
Source: RefSeq, a predicted model, not a curated record